This is a messenger RNA of Acanthocheilonema viteae, 678 nucleotides long. Lineage: Eukaryota; Metazoa; Nematoda; Chromadorea; Rhabditida; Onchocercidae. The record is from the annotation of a GenBank genome assembly.
AUGUUGUAUUUACUACGGUGUAGUAAAUAUAACAUACCGGAUCGUGGUACCGUAAUGAAUAUAACAUGUCAUAGAACAGCAGUGAAUAUAACAUAUCGUACAAUAACAUACAGUAAUAGAUAUGAUAUACUGUACCAUUCUAAUGUAAUAACAGAUGAGCAUGCAGAAGCUAUAGCAAGCUUAUCAUUGACGCAUACAUAUUUGAUUAGUAGCGGAAUGCUUUUUAGUUGUUGCAUUUUACCGCUUCUUUAUUUUUGGUUUUGUCGCCCUAUGAUAUGUAAAUAUUUCACAAGCAUUAGAAUGUUAAAAGGUGACAAAUUAACACUGGAGGAAACACAAGUAGAUGAAGUUGAAUUAACGGAAUUUGUGCCUGAUGAAGCACCAGAUCGUGUAAACAUUCGACGUGAUCCACUUUUCGAUGAUGUAAAAAUUAAGGCAUUUCAUCGAAGGCGUCAUCAUCUAUUAAGGCCACCACAUCGACGACAACAGCAAAAUGGUAAAAAACAUUUAUCAAAUAAUAAAUCAGAAAAAGAGAAAGAAAAAAAUAGAAGAUCAGCUAAUACAGCGGAAGAAAAAGGUUCACAGAUGGCAGAAAACAGUGCUCAUCGAAGUGGCAAAGAACAAUUGACGUCAACUGAAAUUACGUUUUCCCAUCAAACGCAACUUCACGCUCUCUAA